Molecule: messenger RNA, 792 nt
Organism: Xenopus laevis (African clawed frog)
Lineage: Eukaryota; Metazoa; Chordata; Amphibia; Anura; Pipidae
Gene: fabp3.S
Product: fatty acid binding protein 3 S homeolog
Molecular function (GO): lipid binding
Source: RefSeq, marked provisional
UCUCACUUCUGCACUGUUACACACAUUGCUUCAGCAAGAUGGAGAAAUUUGCAGGAACCUGGCGGCUAGUGGACAGCAAGAAUUUUGAUGAAUAUAUGAAAGCUAUUGGAGUAGGAUUUGCUACCAGGCAAAUUGGAAACGUUACCAAACCUACAACUAUAAUAAGCUUGGAUGGGGACAAAAUCAUAGUGCAGACGCAGAGUACUUUCAAAAACACAGAGGUCAGCUUCAAACUAAAUGAGGAAUUUAACGAGACCACUGCAGAUGAUCGGAAAUGCAAGUCACUGGUAACUCUAGAAGAUGGGAAAUUGAAACAUGUGCAGAAGUGGGAUGGUAAAGAGACCACACUUAUAAGGGAGGUUGAUGGAGACAAACUAGUACUGACUUUAACCUUGGCAGAUGUGGUCAGCUCACGUCACUACGAAAAAGCCUGAGGACCAACCUCGUUAUUUCUCUAUUAUGUGUUUUAUUUGAUUAACGUCAAUACUGUAUUUGCCAACAGAAGCCUUGAUAUUGAUCCUUUUUGUACCAUGACAAAAUGCUAGCACAGUUUGAAUACAGCAAUCCUCCUCCCCGGAAAAGCCUUCACAUCAGUAUUACAACCUCAAAGGCACUGAAGACUGAAGAAACUGGUGCAUCAUUGUAACUCCUAAAAAGAGAUGACACUUGUUUUGUUUCAGUGCAUAUUUUUAUAUUGUUUUAGGAACAACUUUGUUCAUAGUGCAUUUUUGAAAUUAGGGUAAAUGUGAUGCCUUAUUUUGUUUGGUUGCCCUGAUUAAAAGGAAAAAUGUC